AUGUAUCACAAGAUAUUAUAUAAUAAAACAAAAGGAAGAUGAUGAAAUGUCCCAUUCAAUCUUCAGAUUCCACACUGAGAGUGCAGAAAGAUGAAGAUGAUGAAAAUGUCCCAUUACCCUUUAUACUGCUUUUGCUUCGAUUCCUCUCUUCAUCUUCUACCCAAGCUACUCAGUGGCAGAACAAUUUCACCUCUCCAACUUUCCAGUUUAAUUUAAAAGAAAUUCCUAUGGGUUUAGAUGCAUCUUCUGAGGAAGAAUGUAGUUAUCAGUCUAGAUUGCUCCAAGAUUUUAUGAAUAUCCCUUCAAUUGACAAGGCAUGGACUUUCACAUCCAAUGGUGGUUCUCAGGUUAUGUUCUCACUUACUCAGCCAAAUCUCCAGGCCGAUAAGAGAAGGAAAUAUGUGUUGUCCAGUCAAAUCUCGAGAAGCCACAGUGAUACCAUUGAAUUUCAAUGGGCUGCUUUCCCUAUAGAGAUGGGAGGCGGCUCUAUAAUAGUUCCGUCUCCCUCACGUUCAAAGUUGCUUGUAGUUCAUAAUUCUCAAAUCGGUUCCCCUACCCGCUUUGAAAUCUGGGGUCAGUGUGGAGUGGAAAAGGAGUUUCAUAUUCCUGCCUCUCUUCAUGGUUCUGUAUUUUCAGAUGGAUGGUUUGAGGGUAUUUCGUGGAACUAUGACGAGACUCUCAUUGCUUAUGUUGCUGAAGAACCUCUUCCCGCUAAGCCAACCUUUACAUGUUCUGGUUUCAAGAAAGGGAAUUCUUCGACGCAGGAUGAUUGUGGUAGCUGGAAAGGCCAAGGAGAUUGGGACGAGGGCUGGGGAGAAGCCUAUGCUGGGAAAAGACAACCCGCACUUUUCGUGAUCAACAUUGACAGUGGGGAAGUACGGGCUGUUGAGAAAACAGACAAGUCACUUAGUGUUGGACAGGUUGUCUGGGCUCCAUUAACUGCAGACUCGCAACAAUACUUGGUGUUUGUUGGGUGGCCGUUGGCUAGAAAGUUUGGUAUCAAAUACUGCACGAAUAGACAUUGUGCUUUAUAUGCCAUCGAAGCCCCCUUCGUGAAGCUAGAAGCCCAGCAAUCAGGAACUAAUGCAAAUACGUCCUCCAUGGUCAAGUUGACAGAUACCAUAAGCAGUGCUAUGUUUCCGCGUUUUAGCCCAGAUGGAAAGUUUCUUGUGUUCUUAUCCUCAAAAAGUGCGGUAGAUUCUGGAGCGCAUUGUGCAACUGACUCGCUUCAUAGGAUUGCUUGGCCAAACGGGAAGCCAUGCCCACCUGCUGGAAUUAUCGAUGUGGUUCCAGUUGUGAUGCACGCUCACAAGGACUCCUUCCCUGGGCUUUACUGUUCGAACCCUGGGCUUUACCAUUCAAACAUUCUCAGUCAGCCAUGGCUUUCUGAUGGGCACACUAUUCUCCUAACAUCUGUCUGGGGCAGCUCUCAAGCAAUACUCUCGAUUGACAUAAUGAGUGGUGAGGUAUCGCGAAUUAGUCCUAGCAACUCGAGUUUUUCAUGGGAGAUCCUCGCUCUAGACGGUGAUAAUAUCAUUGCUGUAUGCAGCAGUCCAGUUGAUAUCCCCGAGAUCAAAUAUGGUUGCCUUGUCAGACAGAACACAAAUGAAACCGCGUGGAAUUGGCUUGAUACCGCAAGCCCCAUAUUCAGAUCCUCUGCAAAGGUUAACAUUUUGUCGUCAUCUCACCAGUUCAGUAUUCUCGAGAUUCCUGUUUCGGGUACAUCUGAGAACUCUUAUGAAGCGAUUUUUGUAUCCUCCAAGCUAAAGAAACAACACAGUGGCUGUGAUCCACUCGUUGUAAUCCUUCACGGGGGUCCCAACGCUGUUUCAUUGACGAGCUUCUGCAAUACCUCGGCAUUUCUUUGCUCUCUUGGUUUUAACUUGCUGAUGGUGAAUUAUAGAGGCUCUUUAGGAUUUGGCGAGGAGGCGUUGCAAUCUCUUCCGGGAAAAGUUGGAUCACAGGAUGUCAAGGAUGUGCUCCAUGCUAUAGACUAUGUUAUUGACAUGGGAUUUGCAGAUUCAUCCAAAAUUGCUGUGACUGGCAUUUCCCACGGCGGAUUUUUGACAACGCACUUGAUAGGACAGGCACCAGAGAAGUUUGCUGCUGCAGCUGCAUUGAAUCCAGUCUGCAACUUUGCCUUGAUGGUUGGCACCACUGAUAUACCUGAUUGGUGCUAUUUUGAGGCACUUGGAAGUGAAGGGAAAUUGAGCUUUACUGAAGCACCUUCAGCACAACACCUAGAACAGUUUUACAACAAAUCUCCGAUUUCACAUGUUUCCAAGGUUAAAGCUCCAACACUGGUACUCUUAGGCGGUAAAGACCUCCGUGUACCUAUUCCCGAUGGAUUGCAAUAUGCACGUGCACUGAAGGAGAAAGGGGUUGAAGUUAAGGUUAUGAUGUUUCCUGAUGACAUUCACCCAAUUGACAAACCACAAUCUGAGUAUGAAAGCUUUCUGAACAUUGGAGUGUGGUUCAAGAAGUACUGCUACUAACAUGGCUCAGAGGAUCAAGUUCUAAUGUUCCAUGCUUUAAUUUGAGUUCAUAAAUGCCAAUAUUAGUGCAUUAUUAUAAAUAACUCAAUGAUCUUACUAUUAGCAGUAUAGAAUCGUGCUGCGCUUAGUUUCUCACUUUCUUGUGAGAUACUUUUGAUGAAAAAUGUAAUAUUAAGAGUUGAAGAGU
Molecule: messenger RNA, 2682 nt
Organism: Ipomoea nil (Japanese morning glory)
Lineage: Eukaryota; Viridiplantae; Streptophyta; Magnoliopsida; Solanales; Convolvulaceae
Product: acylamino-acid-releasing enzyme-like
Exons: 17
Coding region: 39-2495 (818 amino acids)
Biological process (GO): proteolysis
Molecular function (GO): serine-type endopeptidase activity
Source: RefSeq, a predicted model, not a curated record